Messenger RNA from Scheffersomyces amazonensis, 1802 nucleotides. RefSeq names its product Mac1p (gene MAC1). Gene Ontology annotation, biological process: intracellular copper ion homeostasis; positive regulation of transcription by RNA polymerase II; intracellular iron ion homeostasis. Gene Ontology annotation, cellular component: nucleus. The record is from RefSeq and is a predicted model, not a curated record. Gene Ontology annotation, molecular function: RNA polymerase II cis-regulatory region sequence-specific DNA binding; copper ion binding; DNA-binding transcription factor activity, RNA polymerase II-specific. NCBI's taxonomy places the organism in Eukaryota, Fungi, Ascomycota, Pichiomycetes, Serinales, Debaryomycetaceae. The transcript has a single exon. Bases 252 to 1691 code for a protein of 479 amino acids.
ACAUAUGAUACUAUUUACGCUAUGCAUCCCCAAAUCUACGCUAACUGAAAAGUCUGACGAAAUAAGGUAAAGAAAUUUGCUCACUAUAUAUAAAUGACACAAAAGUUCGUGGCCCCCCCCCCCUCUUACUAUGGUAUAGACUCAUUAACAAUUUAGUGGAAUGAUACUAACUAGUAGUUAAUAACUAGUACUAAGUAGCUAAUAAUAAGUGAGCAAGACUAUUUGUUAGUGAACAACUAUAAAACUCCAUCAUGAUCCUCAUUGAUGAAGUCAAAUACUCCUGCAUCGAAUGCAUACGGGGUCACCGAUCGUCCCUGUGCCGUCAUCAUGCCCGGCCCCUUUUACAAGUAAGAUCUAAGGGACGACCUAAUGUCCAUGCUAAUGGGAAUCCUAAUCAUCGUAUAGCGGUAUUUGCUGAAGAAAUAGCUCCUGAAAUAAAAGCAGCAUCAUACAAUGAUGAUUCCCUGAAAUCUCCCUCACCUGAUACUGUGGUAAAGUGUAAGAAAAAUCCAGUAGUAAUACUUAAAGCAUCACCCAAACAAGUUAUGGAUCUUAUAAGUGGUCAAAUUAUUGGUCCUUAUAAUGAAAAUCUUGCUAAGCCACGGGAAGAUGAACGACCUCCACCUCCUAUAAUAAAUAGUGAUAGUUUCAUAGUAACUUCUACAUGUUGUAGUGGGAAUGGUACAUUAACUGGUCCCAUAGGAAGCAAAAUAUCCAAGCAACUGAGUUGCGGUUGUUGCUCCAACAAGUCUAAGAAAAACAUCAACAAGUCUAAGAUAUUGAAGAACUAUAUUCAAAAGCAUUUCACCAAGAAUAAUAACAAAAAUAAUAACAAUAUAGACUUGGAUAAAGACAUAGUUAAUGUCGUAAAAGCAGAACCUAUAGUGCAGACAGUACCACAAUUACAGUCACAACGACAUCCCAAUGCUUCUGAACCAUUUCAGGUCCAACAUAACCAACAGCAAGUGUAUGAUGUGGUACCUAUACCGUCUUGUUCCAUCCCCGGUUCUUGUUGUUGUGAUGAUAACUGUUCCUGUGAAGGUUGUGUAGUUCACGGUAAUGCUACAAUCAAUGAUGUUAACAAAUUCUUACCUACUUUCAGUAUGGAUUAUAUUGCCGAUGAGAGUAACUUUAAUACGAUUUCAGAUACCAAUAUUAUUUUAAAUUCGAUAUCUGCGGCCGUAGUCAACUUUACAGAACAGCAGCAGCGGCAGCAGCAGCAACUGCAACUGCAACUGCAACAGCAACAACAGCAACAACAAGAACCGCAGGCGGUCAGCGAUGAAACAACUACCACUAGCACCACCACUUCGGUGAGUAUCAAGACAGAAUCAGAAGAUCAUCCAGUUUCUCAAGCAACAUCUGAAACAGACUCACCAUAUUCUCAAUCUUGUAACUGUCCUCCGGACUCCUGUGACUGUGCCAAUUGUGAGACUCAUGGUAUCAUAAAUGGACUAAAGCUAGACGACUACUUUGGCUCCAACUUAAUGGACCAGAAACUCUUGUCAUUAAUGUCAGAUUUCCAACCCGAUAGCUUUAAUGAGUAUAUUGGUUCUAAUCUUGACUCUAUAAAUGGGAAUGGGAUCACCACCUCUAAUAUCAUCCCUGAACCACAACCAAAAUCUCCAUUAGGGUUUAAUCGAUCUAGACCCAGCUGUUGUGAGCCUGUGGAUGAAAUAGAUAACAUAUAGAUGACUGUAUAUAGGUGUAAAAAUAUAUAUAUUUUAAUUUAGGAUUGAGAGUAUAUGGGGAAUAUAUAUGGGUUUACAUGUGAUACGCAUAUCGUGACAACUCACGUGACA